Molecule: messenger RNA, 3014 nt
Organism: Hylaeus anthracinus
Lineage: Eukaryota; Metazoa; Arthropoda; Insecta; Hymenoptera; Colletidae
Product: monocarboxylate transporter 9-like
Exons: 7
Coding region: 1444-2949 (501 amino acids)
Biological process (GO): transmembrane transport; monocarboxylic acid transport
Molecular function (GO): monocarboxylic acid transmembrane transporter activity
Source: RefSeq, a predicted model, not a curated record
CAGUCACGAGUAGUCCUCGGCACCGCUCGGAACAUGAAUGUAUGUACACCUAUGUUGCCUAUUUUUGCGCUUCGUCGCAGACACGACGUAAAAAUUAUCGGUGAAAAGUUCGAGAAUGUGCUUGACGGGAAAAUACUGUGUUUUUUAGUGAGUCCAAGUGACAGGAAGGCGAAUCUAUAGUGAUCUGACUGUCGAGUCGGUCGUUAAUGAAACAUGCAUUCAACGGUGACGACGAACCGAACGCUAAUGCUACGAUACAGUAAUAUCCAUGCGGACGUCGCCAUACGUCGCGUCGCGUCGCCUCGAGUCGCGUCGGCGCGGGCGUCGCGUCCUCAUAACUGAAACCGACCGGUGCGGUGCCAUAAGAGAACCUACAAAUUACGCGUCGUUAAACCAUUAUUAAAUGAUCAACUAAAAUAGAAUACACGAAAGGGUGUCUCGAGUCAGUCAUUCCUUCUAAUUCGAACACGUACGCGUACGCACGUGUUAAUUUAUUAUAAUAAUAUUACUUGGAAGAAAGUUGAAAUUUAUGAUAAUGAUUUACAAUUCCAAGAUUCCUUUGAACCGUACUAAUUAUUUAAGUUAUCUCGAUCGCUCACUUUACUCUAAUUUUUAUAUGUAACAUUUGUAGACAAUAGGUCAAACUUUGAACAUUAUUAGUAUUUCUGUUAAAAUAAAAUACACUUUCUGCUACCUUGAAUACUGAUUGUUCUAUCAAAGUCAGUGCCUUACGAUAACCAAACUAUUUGUUCAUAUUGAAUAACUUUUUCAAAAGAAAGAUUGUUCCGUGUACCUGUCUGACAAGAGAAUGAGACCAACGGACAGCGUCGAAGGCUCUAAAACCUGCAGAUAUAAAGUGCAAACAAAAGAUAAGGAAAAAGAUUGUACGUAACGCCUGUUCAUCGGUGCAUUGUCUUGAUUUAUUUAAUGACAAAUACAUGAAAGUGUCUUGACAUCAUUGUUUUGCAUUUAUACGUUACAAUCGUACGAGUAAGUGAUCGAUCGAUUAAGAAAAGUACAAUAACAAAGCGAAAAAUGACCGAUAAUCUUUCCAGAUAUCUUAAAAUCGACCAAUUAUAUGUAUACAGAGCAACAUGUUAGUCCAUGUGACACUGCUAAUAGAUAACUGAACCUAUUUAAUACCUAUAUUAUAUGAAUAGAGAAGAAUGCAAACGUUAACGUAUAGCUCGAAUCAAUUUCCAGUUUCAACGCGACAGCUCGAAAAUCACAAACAAUUCUUGCACGUGCCUCUGUGUGGGCAUAUGUAUUUAAUACUUAUCCACGCUACCAAGUACGUAUCUUAUCACUCGUCCAAUCCCGUCGUGUAUUUAGCCAGCCCUCUAAGUUUGCAGUUCACCGCCGCGUCGGUUCCAAGACGAGGCGAACAAGAGAAAAGUGUUGUUCGAAUUUCUCGAGGAACUUUGAACCCGAAGAUCGAGCCGAAUGUCCGAUAGAAUGUCACGCGGUGAAACUGAUAGAGGUUGGGCAUGGGUAAUCGUCGCCGCUGUGACAAUCAUUAACUUGGCGAUACUUCCGAUACAGCAAUGCUACGGCCUUGUAUUCACGGACCGAUUUCGUUCACUCGGUAUCACCGCUACGCAAACAUCCUUCAUUCUUCAUCUGAAUGGAACGAUCACGUGUAGUCUGGGUUUAAUAAGCGGGCCAAUGAUGAAAAGGUUCAGAUUUCGAACGGUGGGAUUCUUCGGCGGUCUCACCGUCGCCAUUGGUAUCUGCAUGACUGCGUUUGCUGUAUCUGUUCCCUCGAUUAUUAUCACUUAUUGUAUUAUCGUUGGUAUCGGUCACGGAGUUAUGUUUCCAGCAACGACUCUAGCACUCAACACGUAUUUCCGAAAGAAACGUAAUUUGGCGAUGGGGUUCACGGUAACACUGACUGGUCUGGGUCCUAUUCUGAUGCCUCUUCUUAUAGCAAAACUAUUAGAGAAUUAUGCUACCACCGGGACGCUCUUAAUUCUUGCUGGAAUAGCGAUGCAUUCGCUCGUAGGAGCAUCGUUAUUAAAACCAUUUAACGAGAACAAGAUUACAAGUAUAACAAAGGGCAAUGACAUCACGGAAUCUUCCGCAGAGUGCAACGACAACGGUGUUGCAAAACGAGCCGAAUCGUUGAAUGUUGAAAAUGAAACUGAGGUAAAAAACGGUGGCGUUAAUUGUGAAUUGUUGAGCAACGAUGUCGAACGAAAAACGGAGGAUCGCGAGCGACCUUUAUCGCGAAACGCGGAGCUCGCCAAUAGAACAGAAGGCAAACGAAAGAUUCUGUCGAGAAUUUUCAAACACUUGGAUCUCGAUCUUUUAAAGGACAGCCGUUACGUUGCAGUUAUAUUAGGUAUGGGAGUGUCUUUGGUCGCGGAAACGAAUUUCAAUGCGAUGAUUCCUUUCGUCCUUUCCGAACUCGCGGGCCUCGAAAGGACCUCGAUCGCAACUGUGAUGUCGAUCCAAGCCGCUUCGGAUAUCACUGGACGGCUGUGCGUUCCACUUUUGGCACACAAAGCUGGAUGGACAUCCAGGAAUCUUUACGUUUUUUCAUUGAUAGGAUCCACUCUCGGACGAACCAUUUUAUCGGCCUGGGGAACCACCUAUGUUGCGGUCGUCUGCGUUGCAUUAAUUAUUGGUGUUGCAAAAGGGACGAAAGCUGUUUUCCAGGCUUUAAUCAUUCCUGACUACGUUUCUCUCGAAAGACUGCCAGCUGCAUCUGGAAUGCAAAUGGUCUGCAACGGUAUACUAUCUAUCGCCAUAGGUCCAAUUAUAGGUUUGGUACACGAUUCGAUGAACGGUUACGUAGGUGCUCUUCAUUUCACUUCCUUUUUAAGUCUCUCUUGCGUUUUCAUGUGGUACGCGGGAGGUUUCCUCAGAUUUAAGAAAGAGACGGUAAAUCGUAGAGAAAAAGAAGAUACGAUACAAGUAGAAGAAGAUGCGUGCGAAUGUAGCGCUUAAAUAAUUUGUAUACUACUCGACUGACGAGCAUUUUCUUAACGGAAAACUGUUAAAAAUGUCUAUAA